Habropoda laboriosa is the source of this 3850-nucleotide messenger RNA. It is a transcript of the gene Mbs, whose product is annotated as protein phosphatase 1 regulatory subunit 12B. The transcript is spliced from 22 exons. The record is from RefSeq and is a predicted model, not a curated record. Lineage: Eukaryota; Metazoa; Arthropoda; Insecta; Hymenoptera; Apidae. Gene Ontology annotation, molecular function: protein kinase binding; enzyme inhibitor activity; phosphatase regulator activity. Gene Ontology annotation, cellular component: cytoplasm.
GAGUCUGGUGAAGGCGACCGACCGCUCCCUUCGUGGUCCGUCAGAACGAAUUUUAACGUAUAUUUUUUGUAGAAAAAACGGGAUCCGCGAUUAAGUCGUAUAUGGAGGUAAGAAGUGGAAAACGGUCGUUUCAGCGUGUCAAAUCACGCAAAGUGAACUGAAGUGAAGUGGCCUCGGCGAAGUGGAGAUCCAAAAGCGUAGAAAAGAGAGAGAGUGAGAAGAAGAGAAAGAAAGAGAAGAAGAGACCGUGCGAAGUGGUUAUAAGGUUCUUGAGUGCAGUCGUGCGUGUUUUCGGGCAAUGUCUCUUGAGAGUCGUUCGAGCUCAGCCCUAUUUAAAAGGGCUGAACAGCUCAAACGUUGGGAACAGUCCGAAACAAAUCGUGAACCGGCCCAACCACGUCAGGUCGCACGGAAGAUUAAAUUCUCAGCGGAUUGUGUAUUCCUGGCAGCAUGCGCGGCAGGCGACAAGGAGGAGGUCGUACGUUUACUCCAAAAGGGGGCGGAUAUCAACACCGGAAAUGUUGACGGUCUCACAGCGUUACAUCAGGCAUGUAUCAAUGAUGAUCUGGAUAUGGUCGAAUUUUUAGUGGAAAAAGGAGCUGAUAUCAAUUGUGGAGAUAAUGAGGGAUGGACACCAUUGCAUGCAACUGCAUCUUGUGGAUUUAUAUCCAUUGCUAAAUAUUUAAUAGAAAAGGGAUGUAAUUUGGCAGCAGUUAACUAUGAUGGUCAAUUGGCUCUUGAUAUUGCAGAAAGUGUUGAAAUGGAAAAUAUGCUGCAACAACAUAUAAAUAAAUCUGGCAUAGACUGUGUUGAAGCUAGAAGUGAAGAAGAAAGGUCAAUGUUAAAUGAUGCCAGGGCAUGGCAAGCAGGAGCAACAGGCAAGGAUGCAAUUCACCCUAAGUCAGGAGCUACUGCCCUUCAUGUUGCUGCUGCUAAAGGCUAUGUUGAUGUCAUGGAGGAAAAAUAAUGCGAUGUUAAUGCUCAAGAUUUUGAUGGUUGGACACCUCUACAUGCUGCAGCACAUUGGGGACAAUUGGAAGCCUGUGAACUUUUAGUAGAAAAUUUUUGUAAUAUGGACAUUAAGAAUUAUGCUGAUCAAACUGCAUUUGAUAUUGCUGAUACAAAUAUAUUACCAGCCUUGAAGGAAUUAAAAGAAAAACAACAGCAGUUAAUGAAAGAUCAUCCACAAAUUAUUAAUAAAAAACAGCCAACUAUACCAAAGAAACGUGUAUCAACAAGUAACGAAAAUACUAUAAUUAUGCAAGAAUCUGUGGAAACAUUUGAAGAAGAGACGCCAAAUAAAGUUAAAAAAGUCGAACUAGAAAUUCAGUCUGAUAAAGAAGAUUCUAGUACUGGAACCAAUAGCGAUGUUGAAGCGACACGUGAAACAGAUAUGGAAGAGAGUGAUGGUGAAGGUGAAUCUGAGACUAGCUCAGACUCACAUUCUUCCACUUACUCCAAUCAAUCUGAUAAGUCUAACGAAUCAAACCACUCUCCAUGUCUUACAGAUGAUGAAAAGAAAAAUAGAGCAAAUAGAGAGGAAACAUCCCCGCGUAAUACACCGUCUGCUAUUGAUACUAAUAAAGUUCCUAAUCAGGCUCCAAUAAUGCCACCUAAACAACAGACUGAUAGUAACGAAGAAGAUGUAAUACCAUCUUGGCGUCGGUCAGGCUCUUUCAGAAAUAGGAUACAAAAUACAGAUGCAACACAUACUUUAUCUACGAAACCUGAUGUGGUAUUAACAAGAACACAUAGUUUUGAAACAGAUGACAAGUUCUAUGAGCAGUACUUGGCAUUACGAGCUCGCAUCAAGGCGUUUUCCUGCCCUACUCUCCAUUGCUGCAACGCAGCUACUCCUACUCACACCAAUACUACGACCCGUUCUGCAUCUCUACGCGAAACCCACAGAAGAAAAGAAGCAAAAUUAAACUUGGAACUAUCAAGACUGCCACAGGGAAGCAAUACACUUUCACCAACAUCUACAUCUAAAACAAUAGUGUCAAGUACACUGCCAACUACUACAGCUACAGCUACUACAACUGCCACAACAACAACAACAACAACAACAACAAGUCCUAUUCCAACCAAUCAAAUACGCAGUGUUCAACCAGUGGAAGCUACAACUACAAACAAUUCAGUAGCAGUUCCUGGAACUCCCACUACACCAGGAGGGAGCAAGCUAAGUCCAGGAAAUAUCUUCAAGAAUUUCUUCAAGUCUUUUGUUCCUCCUGUUCGUGAUGAAGAAAGCGAAACACAAAGAAAAGCCCAUGCAAAGAGGGUAAGAGAAACUCGGCGUUCAACUCAAGGAGUGACGUUAGAUGAAAUCAAAAGUGCGGAGCAACUGGUGAAGAAAAAACAACAAAACAAUGAAAUUCCUCCUACAAUAACUUCUACACAGCCUGCAACCACUACCAGCAAUACAGCCUCGAUUACAGCUACAAUAACAACAGCAACCCCUACUACUGUGACUGCAAAUAAACCUUCAGAAGAACUUAAUUUACCUGAAAGGCGACCUUCUUGGAGGUUGAAAGUGGACAAUGGAAGCAAGUUCCAGUUAGAAGAUGCUAAUAACAGAGCUAGUACACUACCUAAUCCAGAUACUACCACAGCAUAUAUGAGAAGACCUUCUACAGGUACUAGUGUGCCAAGACCAUCAUCAGCUCCAGUUGAAACCAUUGCAACAAGUAGUGCAGAAACAACGGUAACAUUACCACUUAGACGAUCGUUAAAGCAACCUGAAGAUAAAGAACAAGAUAAGGAAAAUGAUAUUAGAAACGCGCAAGCUACACAAGCCGUUAUACAAAGGAGACGGAGGCCUAAGAGAAGAUCUACUGGUGUUGUCCACGUUGAUAUGGACGAAAUAGAUCCUGAGAAACAAGACUUAACUGCUGGUGGUGAUUGUGACGAGUCCAAAAUCAACCACAAUGAAGGAACUCAAGGAAAACCGACAACAGCUGCAGGUUUAAGAGCUCAAGCAUCAGCAAAUGGAAAUUCAAUUUUUGGAAACAGAUCACGAAGUAUUAGUGGAUUGUUUCCUUUGAAUCAAAAUAGCUAUUCAGGUCUGCUAGGCAUUAAUGGAAAUCCUAUUGGAUUGCCAAAUUUUUUGAAUAAAACUACGAAAAGUAAUGAAACAUUUAGAAAAACUCCUUAUUCAAAUUCUACAAGUAAUUUAAAUUAUCAAAAUCCAUACACUACAUAUGGUGGAACUGCAUCAGGGUAUGGAAGUAUAACUCUGCCAAUAAAUCUUAACUCUUUACGUUUACCACCUUCGACGAGUUAUAAUUAUUUAAAUCUUAAUCCAAACACUCAUUCUCAAGUGCAGAGAACUGAAAGUUUUACUAAAAUGAAAACGAAACCAGAUAUUCAAAUAGGAUCUAGAAGUUCUAGUUUACAAAGUUUAGCCAGUUCUGAAGGAUAUAUUAGUGGAAAUGAUCGUACUGGAAGAUCUAACAGGCUAGGAUCUAUAUCAUCAUUAUCAUCAGAAACACCUUCUAUGUCAGUUAGAAUAAAGUCUACAACUUCUGAAAAUGGUGAAUUAGAUUAUAAAAAAUUGUAUGAAGAAUCUCAAGCAGAAAAUGAAAGACUCAAAGAAAAGCUUAAGCGGUCAGAUGAACAAUUAAAGGAAGCCAGAAAUUUAUUGGACAAAGCACAAAGUGCUCAAAAUAAAGCAGUCCUAUCUGAAGCUGAGAAAAGGGAAAGGAGAGCAAUGGAAAGAAAAUUGUCAGAAAUGGAAGAAGAGUUAAAGGUGAUGGACCAAUUGAAAUGUGAAAACCAGAGGCUAAAAGAUGAAAACGGUGCCUUGAUCAGAGUAAUCAGCAAAUUGUCCAAAUAACUCUAAUAGUCUUAAAAG